GUGAAUAUGUAACGCAUUCGAUCGCUAUGUUCACCAUAGCAUUGCCAAUGUAGCCUCCUUAUUGCCAACGACUUCUAGAACCGCAGCGCUGCGGAUCCCUCCAGUCCUCACCAUGCUCCCCAGCUCCCCAGCGCCCCUCCCACGUACCCUUCAGGCCUCGCCCCCAAGCACCGAUGAUGGAGAUACGCGUCUGACCCCGUCGUCGGACUCGGAAGGAGAAGAUGAGGAGGCAACGCUGGGACAGGACCAUGCCGGACAAAGCUAUCGGAUGAAGAACAUGUCAUCGCGGAGCUUUGGCAAGGGCGACAGCGGAGAGACACCAAGUCAGGAACAUGUUAUAGAUGGCGAAGACGAGGAUAGGAGUCUGUUGCGAGAGUCUCGGCGGCUGUCCCAAGGGUCGUCAGUCGAGAGCUACGAGCUUUAUACUCCAGAUGAAGAUAAAGCGGUAUUGAGGAGCUUGGACAGAAAACUAGUUCUAUUCAUGGCGCUGUUAUAUCUAUUAAGCUUUUUGGACAGGUCCAAUAUCGGAAACGCUCGAAUAGCUGGGCUUGAGAGAGACCUGACUUUAUCGUCUUCCCAAUAUGAAUGGCUUCUUACUGCCUUCUAUAUCACAUAUAUCGUCUUUGAAUGGAUGACGUUACUGUACCGAAUAGUGCCUCCUCACAUCUACAUCUCACUUUGCGUAUUAUCUUGGGGCAUAAUAGCAUCGCUCCAAUCAACUUCGACUUCUUUUGGCGACUUGCUGUUCCUUCGAGCGCUUCUCGGUGUUAGCGAAGCUGCGUUCGGACCUGGCGUCCCUUUUUAUCUAUCGUUCUUCUUCCGACGCGACGAGCUUGCACUUAGAACUGGCUUAUUCAUCUCUGCAGCUCCCCUCGCGACCUCCUUUGCCAGCAGCCUUGCUUGGUUCAUUACGAAGCUGGGGGAACAUGGGCCUUUGGCACCCUGGCGGCUUCUAUUCCUCGUCGAAGGCUUCCCAAGUGUUGUCGUAGCCGCUUGGGCUUGGGAGCUUAUCCCUGAUAGUCCAGGUACAGCUUCAUUUCUCACUCCACGACUAAGAGAUGUUGCGAUACUGCGGCUCAGAGAGGAGAAGGAGGCAAGCGAUGGAAUCGAUAUCGACGUUGGCCACGAGAAGCGUGAAUAUCCAAGAGAGAAGAAAGGCAGACUUAUUUUCACAGAAGUACUGCAAACUUUGAGAGAUCCCAAAUGCUACUUGACUGCUUUGAUGUUUUUUAGCUGUAAUGUAGCGUUCAGCUCUCUGCCCGUUUUUCUACCAACUAUAAUCAGAGACAUGGGCCAUACCUCACUAAAAGCCCAAGCCCUUUCCGCACCUCCCUACCUCUUCUCUUUCGUUGUGGUUCUUCUGACGGCGUAUCUCUCUGACCGCUAUCAGACACGUAGCGCCUUCAUCAUGCUGCAUGCUCUCCUCGGCGCAUCAGGCUAUCUUCUGAUUGCCCUUGCUGGUUUCUUUCGUUGGGAUCACUUCUGGCGCUAUCUUGGAAUCUACCCCGCAGCCGCAGGUUUCUUCUCCGCCAUUACUAUCAUAAUCACCUGGACCAUCAACAACCAGGAGUCUGACUCAAAGAAGGGCACUGGUAUGGCAAUGUUGAAUAUCAUCGGGCAAUGCGGACCACUCGUCGGGACGAGGCUUUAUCCAGACACUGAUGCGCCCUUCUACGUUAGAGGCAUGAGUAUCUGCUCGAUCUUCAUGAUAGCGGUUGGGGGACUGGCAUUCUUGUUGCGGAUUGUACUCGCCAGAGCGAACAAGGGCGCAGCUGAUCCUCGGAGGCGGGAGAGGAGCGAAACGGAUGCUGGGAUACCUCUUGUUGGUGACAGUCCAGCCAAGUUUGAAAAAGGGCGGUUUGUAUUCAUGCUAUAGAAUAUCAAGAUAAGAUUUGCCCGUCUCAUUCUUCCGAAGAACGAAUCGACACAUGUUUUAGAGUUCCCAAAUGCCUAGGUCAUGUUGGCAUCCACUAUGCGGGCUGCCAACUGGCAUCUUCGGUGUCUAAUUAGGUCGUACAGACGAUUCAAGCCAUCUUACAUUUAUACAAUAUUGUGCUAGCGGCCUGUUUCAAUAUGAAAUAGAAGUCUGAGUCGUAUCAGAAAUGCUACGGCGAUCUC
Mytilinidion resinicola is the source of this 2118-nucleotide messenger RNA. Its product is annotated as MFS general substrate transporter. The record is from RefSeq and is a predicted model, not a curated record. Bases 113 to 1876 code for a protein of 587 amino acids. NCBI's taxonomy places the organism in Eukaryota, Fungi, Ascomycota, Dothideomycetes, Mytilinidiales, Mytilinidiaceae. Gene Ontology annotation, molecular function: transmembrane transporter activity. The transcript is spliced from 5 exons. Gene Ontology annotation, cellular component: membrane. Gene Ontology annotation, biological process: transmembrane transport.